Caenorhabditis bovis is the source of this 1434-nucleotide messenger RNA. Lineage: Eukaryota; Metazoa; Nematoda; Chromadorea; Rhabditida; Rhabditidae. The record is from the annotation of a GenBank genome assembly.
AUGGACGGCGCUUCGUUGUCGUCAUCUACGCGCGGCAGCUUGCAGUAUCGAUCCAACACGAAUUUAGAUGCACGCAAAUCGGAUUGGGUCUCGUUAUGGUUUUGCAAUUUGCUGUUGUACGCCAAUGGGCUCCAGAUGUCAUUAUAUUUCACGUCGAUGUGGCCAUAUUUGUUGAAACUCGACCCUAACGCUCAGCUGCCAUUCUUCGGCAUCAUUUUAUCGAGUUUCAGUUUCGGACAGGCGAUUGGCUCGCCAAUUUUCGGCACGUGGACCCAAAAAUCGGAGCGCUUCAAAGUGCCGAUCUCGACGGGUCUGGUGAUAUGCGCGACGGGAAAUCUGUUCUACGCGCUUCUGCCGACGAUCGAUUGGGAGCCGCAAUGGAUGAUGUUGGUGGCGCGCGUGAUCGUCGGCGUCGGCGCCGGCAAUCUGUCGGGCUUGCGAGCCUACACGUCGGCGUGCUCGACAUUGGAGGAUCGCGGACGAGCCGUGUCGCUCUCGAUUGGCAGCAUGGUGACCGGAAUGCUCACCGGACCAAUUCUUCAGACGGCUUUUGCGUUCAUCGGCGACGGUGUUCGAAUAUUCGGCACGAUCGACAUCGAUUGCUACACGUCGCCGGCGUAUUUCCUCGCGAUUUUCCUAUUAUUGAUGGUCGCCAUCGUUUUUGUGUAUUUCAGCGAAAACUACGCCGGCAUAAUCGACGAGAAGGCCGAACAAUGUGAUGUCAAAAUUCCGGAUUUCGAUCGUCUCGCCGCGUUCACCUGCAUCUAUUUGUGGUUCGUCAUUCAGACGAUCGCCGUCAACAUUGAAUCCCUAUGCACGGUGUUCACAAUCGCAAUGUACAAUUGGACGUCGCACGAGUCGAUCAUCUACAACGGCUACAUCGAGACCGCCUCAUGCUUUAUCUCCGUAUCGCAAUAUCUCGUGCUAGGACUCACACGAGUCGGCAAAUUAGACAAACGAUAUCAUAUUAUAUUCGGGACGAUCGUCUUCUCGAUUUACUACCUCGUCCUUCUACCGUGGCCGUUUUAUACCGGAAAACUCGACUAUGAUCCGAAUGCGACCGACGGCGCGUGCACCUACGCGUGGUGCCAAUAUGUGCCGAGGGUGCCAUUCAUCGCCUACCUUUUUGUGUAUAUUGUCUGUUUCGGCAUCGCUUUUCCCUAUAUCGGAAAUUCGAUUGGAACGCUUUACUCGGAGAUUUUGGGACCUCGACAACAGGGAACAAUGCAGGGAGUGUUCGCGUUUGUUGGAAGUGUCGGACGGUGUUUUGCGCCGUUGGCAACCACCGCGAUUUUCAACGCUAGCGGCUACACGUGGAUCAGCGUCGAAUUGCUGUGCUUCGUCCUAUUCGGCGGUUUUUUGUGCAUUUUGUUCUGGAAGCGACUCGUGCCGCUGAAAUUGAUCAGCGUCUCGACCGUUUAUAAAGACGCCUAA